Messenger RNA from Exophiala mesophila, 2632 nucleotides. RefSeq names its product isocitrate lyase. The transcript has a single exon. Gene Ontology annotation, molecular function: isocitrate lyase activity; methylisocitrate lyase activity. Lineage: Eukaryota; Fungi; Ascomycota; Eurotiomycetes; Chaetothyriales; Herpotrichiellaceae. The coding region runs from base 240 to 2021 and encodes 593 amino acids. The record is from RefSeq and is a predicted model, not a curated record. Gene Ontology annotation, cellular component: mitochondrial matrix.
CACCGUCCACCGGUCCAUCAUUUGAGGGCCGCUGCGACGACAUUGGUCCCGUCGAUUUGUUGGAAAAUCAGAUCAUUCGAGAACUGUGCCCUUCCUUCUCAUCACUCAGGAUCAAGUGGUUUCGGCCUGAGGAUCUGACAAAGCAACACAGUCUUAUUGCUUUCGAAUAAAUACCACAGUGCUCCGGAUCACCACUUCCAAGAGCCAUCUAACCAAAAGUACUGUUUUCCCAGACGACAAUGCUCGCGAGAGUACCCAGAAGCCUACCCAGGCUAGCAGCCAGAAGACUUGUGCGGCCGACAGCGACGAGAACAUUUGUUGCCGCCAUGCCUCGUUUACACUCUUCCUUACCCUCCGUCGAACCUCCCGUUUCCACACAGCUCCCCACCGACUCGUUCCAAUUACUGUCCACCGAGGACAAGACCGGGGAUGCUGAAGAUGUGCUAUUCAAACAACAAGUCGAAGACGUCAAGAAAUGGUGGAGCUCUCCGCGGUACGAGGGGAUCAAGAGACCAUAUACCCCAGAAGACGUCGUGAGCAAGCGAGGAACAUUACAACAGACAUACCCAAGCUCGCUCAUGGCCAGAAAACUUUUCAAUUUGCUAAAUGAAAGAGCUGCCCAAGGCAAACCAGUUCACACCAUGGGUGCCAUCGACCCUGUUCAAAUGACCCAGCAAGCUCCCAACCAAGAAAUCUUGUACGUCUCUGGAUGGGCAUGCUCCUCCGUCCUCACCACUACCAACGAAGUGUCUGCCGAUUUUGGUGAUUAUCCUUACAACACCGUUCCCAACCAGGUCCAGAGACUGUUCAAGGCCCAGCAAUUACACGACCGGAAGCAUUUUGACAACCGACAGAAGAUGAGCGCCGAAGAACGAAAGACCACCCCAUACAUUGACUACAUGCGGCCAAUCGUGGCUGAUGGUGACACCGGCCAUGGUGGUCUCUCAGCCGUCAUCAAGCUAGCUAAGCUGUUUGCCGAAAACGGCGCUGCCGCCGUUCACUUUGAAGAUCAGCUCCAUGGAGGCAAGAAAUGUGGCCAUCUUGCUGGCAAGGUUCUAGUCCCCGUUGGAGACCACAUCAAUCGACUCGUGGCCGCAAGAUUCCAGUGGGAUUUGAUGGGCGCUGAGAACCUUAUCCUGGCUCGAACCGACUCCGAGAGUGGCAAACUACUGUCGAGCGCGGUUGACGUUCGCGACCAUGAGUUCAUCUUGGGAGUGACGGAAGACACUGAGCCUCUCGCCGAAGUGCUUCAAGAGAUGGAGCUGGGCGGUGCUGCAGGCCCCGAGAUUGACAAAUUUGAAUCUGCUUGGGUCAAGAACCACAAGCUCGUCACAUUCGAUGAGGCCGUCGAAGCACACAUAAAAUCAGAGGGCGGAGACGCUGCCGAGUAUCUGGCUCAGACCAAAGCCAAUCCCAACCUUUCCCUUACCAAACGUCGCGUCCUAUCUACCAAAUACACCAAGUCCCCAGUCACAUGGUCAGCCGACAUCCCUCGUACCAGAGAAGGAUUCUAUCACUACAAGGCUGGAAUCCCAGCAGCUACCAAGAGAGCUAUCGAGUUUGCCCCUUAUGCUGAUCUCCUGUGGCUCGAGACUGCUACUCCAUCGGUUGCUAAAGCAGCUGGAUUUGCCCGGGAGAUUCGAGAGAAAUAUCCAGGAAAGAAGCUGGUGUACAACUUGAGUCCAUCGUUCAACUGGAUGGGUCAAGGAUUCGACGACGCAUCACUCAAAUCCUUUGUUUGGGACCUUGCAAAGGAAGGAUUCGUCCUGCAGUUGAUUUCCUUGGCUGGACUGCAUUCCACUGCAACCAUCAGCGCCGAACUAUCUCGUGGAUUCAAAGAAGACGGUAUGCUGGCAUAUGUCAACCUCGUUCAGAGCCGAGAAAAGGCAUUGGGAGUUGACGUCUUGACACAUCAAAAGUGGAGUGGUGCUGGUUAUAUUGAUGGAAUCAUUGGAGCGAUCCAGAGUGGCAGCAGUGGCAGCAAGAGCAUGGGCGACGGCAACACUGAGAAAGGCUUUUAAAAUCUAAAACAUAACCGACCAGGUGUCCGCUCCGACACAAGAGACACAGCUUUACCCUGAGAUCGAUGAAUCUCCCUUUUUAUUGGGCAGUCCUAUCGUCAUCACCACCAUCACCACCACCACUUCAACACCUCACCCAUGUAUAUAUGAGCUCCUCAUGAGAUGCGGAACGAGUUGAUAAGGUGAAUCUUUGGAAAAGAUUUUGAGGUCCUGGCCGAGGCAGCUUAGGUAUCUCGGCUGUAUAUAUUCAAAAGGGCAGGCGAAAUACCUCCCACUUUCAAAUCAACCAGGCACAGCCAAGCAAGCAUGGAGGCUGAUCAGUGUCGAGAGGAUGGAAAGUAGAAUGUGUAGAAAAGACCUAGAACUGUGAGACAACACUCACAGCAAUUGGAAUAUUAUCCCUCCAAGAGGCGGGGGUUAGUCAGCAAGGCUCUCCCCCCUCGAUGAUGAAGUGGGAAGGCCGUUAGACCUCACUAAGUAGAUAGAUAGUUAAGAUACUUAGGCGUGGCAGUGACAAAGAACCUUUGUCAUUUAAAGCCCACUUCACGGCCAAAACUUCUUUGGUACGGACCGUGAGUCUUCUUUACUUGUGUCGUUUGGUUCAAAUUUCC